CUGAAGGGAAACCAUUGCGAGCAGUGCACAAAAGCGGUUCAGUGCACGUCCUACUUGUAAAGCUCUACAGCAGGGCGAUUUUGCGCGUUCCCGUGACUCUAGUCAUAGAAAACAAAGCUGAACGUCUUCCAUAACAGCUAGGGGUGCAGACUGGAGGAAUAUCCGAAUUUACCCUGGACACAUCAUGCUGAAUAUGGAUUUACAGUGUGUGUAGCGUCGUUGGAGACCGAGCCUUCUCGGCUAAGGGGGGUGACGGCAGGACAUUAGCGAAAAUCGACGAAAAUAACAUCAGUGUGUGUGUUUUUUUUUUUUCUCGGGGUGCUUUGUCUUGUCCACCUAAACGAUAGCAAAAAAAAAAAAAAAAAAAAAAAAAAAAAACCAACAACAUCAUUCCCGUUUCAAUUGCAAGAUAUUCAGCUAGUGAUCACUAGCUGCCGCCGGGAUGUAUCAUCAUGUUGUCACCUAAAAGUAACAGCUAGGACGUCGGAUUGUGAAGGAUAAGCAGAAAACCUCUCCGAGGUCCCAGCGGCUUGUCACCGGGACCUGAAUCUGUGUGAGCCACAGUCGCGGAACCCACUGUUUUCGGCGAUAUGGCGGAGCAAGGCUACUCAUCCUGGGCGUACUCCCUAGUUGACUCCAGCCAGGUGUCCACCUUCCUCAUCUCCAUCCUUCUCAUCGUCUAUGGCAGCUUCAGGUCAUUAAACAUGGAUUGUGAGAACCAGGAGAAGGAUAAAGACGGUAACCCCACGACAACGGGGGCUUUCAAUAACGGCAACACGAACAACAGUGAGUGUUACAUGAGUAUUCAGACUAUAGACUCCACACAGGCCCUGUUCCUGCCCAUAGGAGCCUCUGUGUCUCUGCUAGUCAUGUUCUUCUUCUUUGACUCGGUACAGGUGGUCUUCACUAUCUGCACUGCAGUUCUUGCAACAAUUGCAUUUGCAUUCCUCUUGUUGCCAAUGUGCCAGUAUCUGACCAGACCCUGCUCCCCACAGAACAAGAUUUCCUUCGGCUGCUGUGGGCGUUUCACUCUGGCUGAGCUCCUGUCCUUCUCCCUCUCCGUCAUGUUGGUGCUCAUCUGGGUGCUGACUGGACACUGGCUUCUCAUGGAUGCUUUAGCCAUGGGCUUGUGUGUCGCCAUGAUAGCCUUUGUGCGGCUUCCCAGUCUGAAGGUGUCUUGCCUGCUGCUGUCAGGACUUCUCAUUUAUGACGUGUUCUGGGUGUUCUUUUCAGCCUACAUCUUCAAUAGUAAUGUGAUGGUCAAAGUUGCCACCCAGCCUGCUGAAAAUCCGAUAGAUGUUCUGUCCAGGAAGCUCCACUUGGGGCCAGGGAUGGGCCGUGACGUCCCCCGUCUCUCCUUACCUGGCAAACUGGUCUUUCCCAGCUCCACAGGAAGUCACUUCUCAAUGCUGGGAAUAGGAGACAUCGUGAUGCCAGGGCUGCUGUUAUGCUUCGUCCUGCGCUACGACAACUACAAGAAGCAAGCCAAUGGGGAAGUCCCGGGGCCUGGUAACAUGUCCGGACGCAUGCAACGCGUCUCCUAUUUCCACUGCACUCUCAUCGGAUACUUUGUGGGUCUGCUGACUGCCACUGUGGCCUCCAGGAUCCAUCGUGCUGCUCAGCCUGCUCUGCUCUACCUGGUGCCCUUCACCCUGCUGCCUCUGCUCACUAUGGCCUACCUAAAGGGGGAUUUGCGGCGCAUGUGGUCCGAGCCCUUCCACGCCAAGACCAGCAGCUCCCGCUUCCUGGAGGUAUGAUGCACCCUGGGAUAAACGACCAGCGCGGGGAGGACUGCGGAUCCUUUACCCUAAUUAGAGGGAAGGAGAGAGGGCGCACUCACAGUGAGGCCAUGUUGUCAUCACUUGUUCAUGCUUUCCGCCAAUCUUCUGUGAAAAACCCUCAGAAGGACACCAGUGUGUGGAUCACAACGCCCCAACACGACUCAUCUUUGGUCCCUACAUCCUCCUCCCGUUUCAUCUCCGCUUCCUCUUUUCUGUUUAUUUCCGUUUCAUUAUAGCACAUCCUGCCUAUGCUGUUUUUGUUCUGCCUCUCCGCCUCCUCUCUUUUUUUCCUUUUUCACCUCUCCUGUAGUCGGUCUCAUUUGCCACUUCCCUCCCGUGGCCCGUUCCAUUCGUCAGGCCUCUUCUCUCUUCUGCGUUUUUUCCUCUUUUCUCUUGCGUCUUUAAUUUUUCUCUGCAUCUCUGUUUGUCACCGACUCAGAUGAACUCGAGGGCCAGGCCUCCCCCUUUUUGUGGACUUAGGGUUGUGAGACAUGGCUGGGGUUUAUAUCUAUUUUUUUAGCAUUGUCGUGGUCAUUAUUAUUAUUAUUAUUAUUAAUAUUAUUAUUAUGGAACGAUUUAAACAAACUGAGAAGAGGCAGAGUGUUGCAGUGGCACAGGACCGUGCUCGGGACCAGCGACACAGUAAAGAAGAAGAGUCUUCCCCCUCCAUCUGUCCCCCCCCCCGCUGUCUUCAUCUGUCCCAUCAUCCCACCACAACGGCUUCUUCCCGGCGCUCCUCUGACACUCCCUGCGAGCCCCACCCUCCUCCUCUCUGUUCAUCUGCUGUCCCCAUUCCCCACCCUCACAGAUAACUAUGUAUUUUAUUUAGAAAAGUUUUAUUCUUGGCAUAUACAGAAAAGAUGCAUUAUAAAUUGUUAAGCUGCCCCUAGUAUUUUAGGGGCCGCUUCUAUUUGUAUAUAUGUGUAUUUGCGGUAUCUUGAGUUUGUAUUUGUGUUCGGGAGCAUGUUGAAUAGGGUGGGAAACUGACGCCAACCAACAGUCAGAAUUUCGGUCAAUUUCGGCUGCCAGUCGAGUUGACUGGCGAGCGUCCUUCAUUUAGAGGUUGUUUUCUAAAGUUUGUUGGCUGGUGUAAUGUAAACGUAGCUGAGAGGGGAUAAAAAAAAACAUCUGCACCAGUGGCUGAUUGAUGAAAAAGUUUCCUGCUCUAGUGUGUGUGUGUGUGUGUGUGUGUGUGUGUGUGUGUGUGUGUGUGUGUGUGUGUGUGUGUGUGUGUGUGUGUGUGUGUGUGUGUGUGUGUGUGUGUGUGUGUGUGUGUGUGUGUGUGUGUGUGUGUGUGUGUGUGUGUGUGUGUGUGUGUGUGUGUGUGUGUGUGUGUGUGUGUGUGUGUGUGUGUGUGUGUGUGUGUGUGUGUGUGUGAGAGCGAAACAGACGAGUGAACGGUUGUUUUACUUGGUUUUAAUUUGAAAUCAUGAACAUGUUAAAAAAACAGUGACAAUAGUCAGGUUUCCAUUGAGCUGGGUGUGUUGGAUCAAACUGUCAUAAAUGCAUGACAUGUCUAAUGGAAACAGUUUGUGUCUAACUUGUAAAAAGAAUUUACAGAAAACCCAGUAGGGGGUAAAUUUUCUUUUUAUCAGCCUCUCUGCGGACAGGUGGAAAUGUAAACAGUGUUUUCUUUUUCAAAUAAAUGAAUGUUGAAUUAAUUUUAAGGUAUGCUAUGUUACUUUUCAUCAUGAGACCGCAUCAUACAUCAUGCUGGGUUUUGUAUUGAGUUUCUCUGGCGCACAUCCUAAAUUUUACACGUAUUUAUGGCCAUGGAAAAACACUAAGAGCAUCUUGUUUCAGCUUUCACCAGUCUAUAAACGUCUGAGCAUGAUGACAUUGGAUCAGUUUUUAUACAUUUUGACAAAGGAGAAGUCAGCAGAGCAGCACAACAGCACAUCUCAUCUGAACUUUGUAAAUGUCAGUGUUUCACCUCAGUCGAUGAAGACCUGACUAUUGUGAAAGUUUGGACUCCUGGAGGUGGGGGUCGGUGGGAUGUGGAGACCUACUCGUGGUUAGAUUCAUAUGUAGUUACUGACAAAAGCUUUUUUCUGGGUGGAUGAUUAAGUGCGUAUGUGUGUGUCUGAUCAAAUAAGAUGAUAAAGUCUGUUUGGAAGGAGGGGAGAAAAAUCAGCUAUGCCCUUCAGAAAUCGAAAAAUGGAAAUUAGAAAAUAAAGCUAACCCAUAGGAUGUUUUUGCUGUCACCAUUUGGUCCCUGACAGUCUUACAGUCUUUUUUCUUUUCUUUCUUUUUGUCCUUCCACUUUUUUUGUGGUGCUUGUCAGUUAAUAUCUAAUGUAUACUGGGAAAAAAAGUGUGAGUGAGUCGGAGGAACGUACGGACGACGCAGUUUGCUGGCUUUUUGUUUUGUUUUUUUUUACUUUUUUAAUGCUAUCUGGCCGUGCAUGUUAAGUGUACAGUGUAUCAUUUCUCAGACUGCAUCAACAGGGCUACUGCAGUUUUGAGUCUCUGCUGGCCGACACCGAGGCACUGGACCUAAUGAGCUCGCCUACACAGAGCAGUGUCAGUGAGUGGGACAAAGACUGCAGGUCAGAAAGACUGCGAUUGGUCAGCUCUGACCUCCUCUGACUGAUAUUAUGACCUGAAUGCUGUCAGGUUGGGACAUCCGACCUGCCGCUCAAUGCGGUCGUUUAAAGUCGGACAUCAUGGAACCACAAACCCCCUUUCACCUCUUCAUGGACAUGGCAAGAAAAUAUAUAGAUUUAUAUACAUAUAUAUACAUAUAUGUGUGUAUAUAUACAUACAUAAAUAAUUGAUGACGAUCAUGGUGAUAACAGUUUUUUUUUUUUUAUAUAUAUAUAGAAAAUGGAUUUCUUUUUGCCCCAUUUAGUGCUUUAGUUUUUUUUUAUUUUUCUUUCCACCUCUUCUCCCCUCCAGCAGAGGUCUCCAGCUCUGUUGGUGCAUUGAUAUUACGACUGAAUGGAUUCUGUAUAGAAAAAUGGUGAAUAAAUAAAUUAAGAACUGUGUAGUGAAACAUGAAUCCUGAAGCGCUUGAUCUAAAACACUUUGUCUCCUUUUAACCCCUCCCUCUGUCCCUCUGCCCUCUCCCCUUCUUUCCCUCCUCGUUCAGGAUUCUGCUGUAAAUAAACAUGACUCUAACUGUAA
Messenger RNA from Dicentrarchus labrax (European seabass), 4906 nucleotides. RefSeq names its product signal peptide peptidase 3 (gene sppl3). The transcript is spliced from 11 exons. The record is from RefSeq and is a predicted model, not a curated record. Lineage: Eukaryota; Metazoa; Chordata; Actinopteri; Moronidae. Gene Ontology annotation, biological process: membrane protein proteolysis. Gene Ontology annotation, molecular function: aspartic endopeptidase activity, intramembrane cleaving. Bases 591 to 1757 code for a protein of 388 amino acids. Gene Ontology annotation, cellular component: Golgi-associated vesicle membrane; cytoplasmic side of endoplasmic reticulum membrane; lumenal side of endoplasmic reticulum membrane.